UUUCGGGUUUCGUUCUCGAUAUUAGCAUAUAUUACACAUGUAGUUUCACAAUAGACUCGCCAUUUCGCACUAUAUUUUGGAGAAAUAAAACAAUUAUUAAAAAAAAAUAGGGUAGAAGAAUUUAUCGUCUCGAUAUCCAACCCUCACCAACCAGGCGCCAUCAUUCACGAUUUAGUGCUUCGCUGUUUCGCACGUUGCUUUUAGCAUUAAAAUUAAAUUAGCGUUUCUUUUGCGUGUUAAAAGUAUAUCAUCGGUUUUAAACCAUGCCGAAACGAAAAAGUGAUGAAGAUGAUUACGAUUAUCUUGAAAAACAGUUACGAAAAUUAAAACGUAGAAUUAAAAGUAGGCGUAACCGCCGUCGUGAUAGUUCUUUGUCUUCGUGUAGUGAUGGUGUUUCGCUUCAUGACCCGCGGGAAUGCGAAUCAAUCGCCAACGUUGACAAUGACGUCAUCGAACCCGAACCGGGGUGUUCCUAUUGGAACGAUUACUGGCCGGUACCGGACCCAAGCGACGGCGUCGAUGAUUUCGAAUACCCCGCGCCUGCCGCGGCCAACCCGCCGCCUCCCGUUGCCGCCGCCACCGCUGCCGCUGCCGCCGCCACCGCCGCCGCCGCCGUACCUGUACUUACUACCACCGCCGCAAUCUUGCCGUCCGCUGUCGUAGUUACCGGGCAGUCGCCUGCCCCUGCUUCAGUGCCGGCGCUCACCGCUGGCGCUAUACCUCCACUUGUUGAUGCUGCCGCGCUUUUAGAGGCACAGCAGCUGGCACAAGCAGCAGUUGAAACACCAAAUGCGACUAUUGACCGAGAUUUGUUAGCAAUACUAGGCGAAGACCCAACUGUCAUAAAAGAAUACGGUGACGAUAUACAGAGUGACCUGGCAAUCAGAUUAAAUCAUUUGGCCACUUCAGGUCUUACUAAAGAGAGCCGCGCAGAGAUUAAAGAUAAAUAUCUGAUCCCCGGAAAUUGUAAAAUGAUUAAGGCUCCAACUCUUAAUCCAGAGAUACGAGCAUCCUUGAUUGAAAGCCAGGCCAAACGUGACAAAGGUAUAGAAAAUAAGCAGGUUUUAAACUCCUGCGCUUUGUCGUCUCUCAGUAAAGCUAUCACACUUCUUAUUACAUCUGACAGCAAAAACCAGGAAGUCCUUAGAUUAUUAAUGGAUACAGCGCGAAUCUUAAGUGACAUACAACAUAGUAAUUCAAUGUUACGCAGAUUUUUUAUUCUGUCAACGGUGAAAAAAGAGCUGAAAGAUCAACUAGAGAAGACGAAAAUUGAAGAUUUACUUUUCGGCAGCAAUUUGGUGGAAACCUUGAAGUCAGCAAAAACUAUUAGUAAAACCGGGGCAGAUAUGAGGUCCUCUGGACCUACAAAUACUAAGGAUGCGGAGCCUAAACAAACAAAAAUGAUAAACAAGGCUUUAAACGGACGAGGCCCCCCUGCAAAUCGCAGACCGCAUGCAUCGGGGGGGACUCGGAACUGGCGGUCGGCGAAUCCAGCUGCGACUUCGAGGCAAACGACGCCGAGGCACCGCAGCCACUCGAGGACAUCGCCACGUCAUCAAUAUACACGUCACAGACGUUAGUCCUGGUAAUGCACGGUAAGCCUGCUAGGCGAUUUUCUCAUUUUCACCACGAGUGGACUACUAUCACUAACAACCCAGUCAUACUUGCUUUGAUAAAGGGUUCUGAAAAAUCUUUCACAUAACCAGUUAUUCAAACUGUCAUCCCCAAAGAAUCAACAUAGGUAUUCGCAA
Cydia pomonella (codling moth) is the source of this 1751-nucleotide messenger RNA. RefSeq lists its product as uncharacterized. The transcript has 2 exons. NCBI's taxonomy places the organism in Eukaryota, Metazoa, Arthropoda, Insecta, Lepidoptera, Tortricidae. The record is from RefSeq and is a predicted model, not a curated record. The coding region runs from base 264 to 1580 and encodes 438 amino acids.